This is a messenger RNA of Spirometra erinaceieuropaei, 510 nucleotides long. The record is from the annotation of a GenBank genome assembly. Lineage: Eukaryota; Metazoa; Platyhelminthes; Cestoda; Diphyllobothriidea; Diphyllobothriidae.
AUGUCCGCCAUGCCAGCGCUAAGGCCAGCAGGCCGCCUCUCCUCUUUCCCGCGCGACCUCGUCAUGACCAGUGCUGCGCCGGCGACGGCCGUGAUUUUUUGGCUAACUCUGCUGAUCAAUCUAACCAAUGCUCACAACGACGAGAUGCUCACAGCUAAGGGUGCCCAACUGCUCGGAGGCGUUCAGCAGCUGACGGAGACGGCGUUGAACAGUCCGCCCACAAAGGCGAUUAUUCAAAAGGCCCUGCAAAAUCUAGCUAAGGAGAAGAAGGAUCUCUGUUCUGACUACAAACAUAUCCGGACGCUGCGUGGUACACGACAAGUUGUCAACGGAAUCCUAUACAAAUUUGUAGUGGAGGUUGAGGCUGUACCCAAAGGCGAUUGUAAGUCGGCUCCCAGUAGCCUGCCAAAGCAGCCCAUGCGUGAGACCUACGAGAUCACUCAUCUCGAUCGUGGAUCAGCUGCGGUUGAGGCUGAACCGCACUUCGAUUUUGAAAAACUUGAUUUGUGA